AAUCUUUUAGCGGAUGUUGUUGUCAGGUGACAUUUACUUCCUCAAUGCGGACUUCUUUUCAACGAUUUCAGUCUCAGAUUUCUUGUUAAUAAUUUCAAACCAGGCUAAACACAUUUGUUGUUGAAGGAACAAGAAGUCAGAUGAAAUGUCUGCCAAACCAACGUGUUUGAUUGUGGCGAGUGCGUCUCCUCAAGGAGUGUCGGCAGCGUCUUUCCAUCAGUCCUUCAGCCUGGUCGCCUCCGUGUUUAAUCUCCAGACAGCCACUCCUGGGGGGAAGCCAAUAGACUUUGUUGGAGUAGAUGAAAGCACUGCCAGAUGGGUGCAGGACUUCAACCUCAAGCCCUACGCGACACCGGCCAAACUUGAAUCCAUAGAUGGUGCUCGGUACCAGCUGCUGCUCCUCCCGGACUGCCCCGGGGCGCUGAACGACCUGGCACACAGCGGCUCGCUGCACCGCAUCCUCACGCACUUCAUCGCUCACCAAAAGCCGGUUUGUGCAGUGGGACAAGGAGUGUCGGCACUGUGCUGUGCCACCGAGGGGCAGAGGUGGAUCUUCGAUGGCUACAGCUUAACAGGGCCGUCAGUGUUUGAACUGGUGCGGAGGCCUGACUUUGCCAACCUGCCCUUGGUCGUGGAAGACUUUGUGAAAGACAGUGGUGGAUCAUACACAGCAAGUAAAGAAGAUGCUGUGCAUGUAGUAAUAGACAGACACCUAAUAACUGGCCAGAAUAUGCAGUCAACAUCACUUGCUGUAAACAAUCUAAUCUUGCUGUCUAGUGCCAAAUAAAGACUGACAUUUUACAUGAAGAGCACUCAAAUUGAACUGCUCAGUUGUUCCACAUUUAUAGUCACGUAAUUAAACAAACACUCAUCUCAUACAAAUAUUUGAAGAAGCUGGGUCAGAACUGAUGUUUUGGCAACUCUGUGAAUACAACUUCAUUAUUUCUCAAUGCUGUUAUUUUAAACAAGAAAUGCUACACAAUCAAAUGUCAUGAUUCAAGAGUACAAGAGAAUACAAUCAGUUGAAGGAAGGAUGCAUCUUCACAGCAAGCAAAGCUGCAUCGAGGAGCCGAAAUGUUUGUGCGCAAUGGAGAACAAAACAGCAGAAGAUUUGUACUGAAAAGAGCUUGUGGUACGUGAAGAGAAGAAUAUAACCUUCCUUUUAAACUUUUUACAAAUUGAUGGUCAUGCAUCCUCUGCUGAAGGGACGAGUCACUGCACUUUGACUAAACUGUACAACUUUAAAAGAAAUUCCCAGAUACCACCAAUAAGGAAUAAAACAUACUGAAGUA
Molecule: messenger RNA, 1292 nt
Organism: Pungitius pungitius (ninespine stickleback)
Lineage: Eukaryota; Metazoa; Chordata; Actinopteri; Perciformes; Gasterosteidae
Gene: gatd1
Product: glutamine amidotransferase class 1 domain containing 1
Exons: 7
Coding region: 146-787 (213 amino acids)
Cellular component (GO): cytoplasm
Molecular function (GO): glyoxalase III activity
Source: RefSeq, a predicted model, not a curated record